Gigantopelta aegis is the source of this 630-nucleotide messenger RNA. Its product is annotated as KRAB-A domain-containing protein 2-like. The record is from RefSeq and is a predicted model, not a curated record. Lineage: Eukaryota; Metazoa; Mollusca; Gastropoda; Neomphalida; Peltospiridae. Gene Ontology annotation, biological process: DNA integration. The transcript has a single exon. Bases 1 to 630 code for a protein of 209 amino acids. Gene Ontology annotation, molecular function: nucleic acid binding.
AUGGUGUACCAAGACCAUCUUACCAAGUUCUGCAUCCUGCGUCCUCUCACUUCUAAGCGUGCAUCGGAAGUAGCUUAUCAGUUGCUGGACAUCUACCUUCUGCUAGGAUCCCCUUCAAUACUACAAAGUGACAACGGGUCCGAAUUCACAGCGCAAGUUAUCACCGAGUUGAAUCAGAUGUGGCCUGACCUCGUCAUCAUUCAUAGGAAGCCGAGACACCCCCAGAGUCAGGGUUCAGUGGAAAGAGCCAACUGCGACAUAAAAGACAUGUUGAUUGCAUGGAUGAGUGACAAUGACACACGGGACUGGACUGUUGGGCUCAAGUUUGUGCAAUUUCAAAAGAACUCGAGCCAUCACACUAGAAUCAAGCGUUCUCCCUUUGCUGCUCUGUUUGGUGCCGAUGCGAAGGUAGGAUUGACAUCAUCCAGUCUCCCCCAAGAUGUCAUUGCAAGGUUGCAAACUGAAGACGCCCUCCUGUCUGCAGUACCCAUCCAAACCCAGUCGAGCAAUCCAGCGAGGAAGCAGAACAUGUACCAGUCUCACCCAUCUCUGUACGUCAGGAGGAAAUUCAGUCAAAUAACAACCUUGUCAAUACCAUUCUGCACGUUUCAGGUAAUCUGUAUAAAUUAG